This is a messenger RNA of Symsagittifera roscoffensis, 2281 nucleotides long. RefSeq names its product NEDD8 ultimate buster 1-like. Gene Ontology annotation, biological process: regulation of ubiquitin-dependent protein catabolic process. The record is from RefSeq and is a predicted model, not a curated record. Lineage: Eukaryota; Metazoa; Xenacoelomorpha; Acoela; Convolutidae. The transcript has 4 exons. Gene Ontology annotation, molecular function: protein binding. Bases 27 to 1898 code for a protein of 623 amino acids.
UUGUAAAUAUUGAGGACUAAUCAGUUAUGUCAAGGGUGCUCAAUUUGGAUUUGGUUGUGCGGGACUACAUGCGCUUACAUGCUAUCAAAAUCUGGGAGUGGGAUGAAAAUAUUCCGGAUGAACUGAUUGACAAACUCAUGGCAUGUGUCACUUCUGAAUGUUCGAAAGAGUCUAUCAUUGAUGCCGUCUUGAUUUUUCAAAGAGAUGUGAAAGAACGUCUGCAAGGUGUCAAUUCGCCAAGUCAGUGUCAACCCCAAAACAAUGAAGCUAACGAAAAUGUAAUGCAACUGUCAGUGAAGCUGGCAUGCUCGAGUAAUGUAAAGAUGGAUGGUGAAAUAGCGAAGAGGAUAGUAAUUAAUAUUGAUAAAUUGUUAACAGGGUUGGAUUUGAUCAGAACAAUUUUAUCACAAAUAGACAUAUCAGAACACAACCUAAAUAAGUAUCUCGUCAAGCUAAUAUUCAAAGGUCAUAUCAUACAACAUACAGACCGAUUGUCCAACUUACCGCUGACGAAAAACUCGCUAGUGUUAGCGUUUAUUUCACAGACUGAAAAUGAUGCAGUUGUGAAAAUGGAUAAUCUGCGAAGUGGAACAUCGUCAGUUCGAGACGCAGCCGAGGUGCUAUCAUCGCGCAACAAGGGAUCAACUUCGAUGCAGGAAUACAAACUGGAAAUCCUGGACCAAAAUGGCAAGCCGAUUCAGAUGGGAAAAUCAGAACGGAAGUCGCUUACUGUCGCAAUGACGUUAGUGGAGCAAGGAAAGAAAAUGAUGGGAAAAGGGCAGUUUUCUGACGCUUUGUUCACAUUUCUGGAGGCGGACGAGGAUUUCAGACAGUGUACGAGUUCGCUGCUUGAGAUGGUGGAUAACUACGCGCUGUUGCAGCUGGACAUUGUGUGGUGUUAUUUGAGACUGGAAAGUGUGGAUCAGCUGCCGGAUGCGCUGACCAGACUGCAGAUGAGCGAAGAGAAGUUGGAGAAGACCUUUGGUCCCAAUUUGAUGCGAGUCGAACUGAUCAAAGGCAAGUGUUCCCAAGAGAAGGCACUGUUUGUGCGUCUACAUCUGCUGAAGGGAGUGGUGUUUUUCUAUCUGAAGAGAUACAAAGACAGUCGGAACAGUCUGACAGAAGCCCUCAAUCUGGUCAACAAACUAGCGGUGGACGAGUUAAAGCUGUCGGACAUGAUGCUAUUGGGCUUUGAGGAGAAAGAGUGUCGGCUAGCACUUCGCAACAGCGACAACCAAGUGAGUGUGGCUGUGGACUAUGCCUUGGGGGAGAGGGAGAGGGGUGCGAAAGUGAAGAAGGAGUUGCGGGAGGAGAGAGAUAGGAAGGUGUUGCAGGAGAAACUGGGGGUCACCUUGGCAGGAAAUCCAGUGAGUGUUCCACAAUACAGAGCUUUAAUUUCGAUGAAGUUCGGCAAAGUUGCGAGCAAAUUGGCGUUGAAACGAUUCGGCAAUAACAUUAACGAAUGUCUUCGAGUGUUAGAAGAGAACGAUUACAAAGCCUUGCUGUAUCCAGAAUCGCUGUGCCAACAUUACGCCAGAGUGGACGAAACCCAACUUGGCUUGCUGAAAAGUUUGUGCGAAGAAAACACCUCCAGUAUGAAGCUAGCUAUCGCGCUUUUCAUUUGCCAAAAUGGUGUGACAGAGGCGAAGGAGAGAAUGGACACAGAAGAUAUUACAGUAAGAAUGGUGGAAAAUGUGUGGUCGGGUUUGCCGGCUGAGGGAACUGAAGACGAGGAGGAAAUCAAGAACUCGAAGAGGAUUCGAAGUGAAGAAUACGAAGCCCAGAUGAAACUGGAAGAAAUAGUGAGCAAUGAACAAGGAGACGAUUAUCUAGAUUUAGACUUCAAAACUGAACUGCCUUACAUUGAACAGUACUUGGCCCUUCUCCAAACUGUUUGAGUGUGCUAAAUACAAGAUGAGAACAUCCAGAAUUUUUGCCAUUUCCCAAAGAAGCCAAUGUGAGCUCAGUUAAGGUUCCUCGUAUGUAAAGGUCUAAAAGUUUCUCAACAAAAUUCUGGUCGUUUUAUUGGUUCCAGUGCUGACUAUAGAAAAUAAUUUGUUUUAUGAAUUUUAAAUCUUUGAAUAGUUAUUAAAUUCUAAUUUAGUUUUAUUUUGUUAAUAAGUAUUAUCCUCUGUGAUUUCUCUACGUGACAGUAGAAACUGUUUGAAUGCAUCAAGGCGUCGCAGUUUGCCAUCUACAAGCAUUCGAGCGCAUAUUAAUAAGUUUGGAACGCGUUUUUAUUUUAACAUAAACUGCGCAACAAUGGAGUGUUGAUUGUUUC